AUGGCCGCCGAAGGUGAAGCCGACGCGGGGGACUGCGGAGCGACCUCGUCGCCGCAUAGAGCGCCACCGCUCGUCGGCAUCGAGGCGCUGGCUAUGAGGACCCUGCCGCAAACGGGCCGCCCCACGUCGCAGCAGAUCCGGAGUUGCGGCCCCAAGCCCCCGAGCCAAGCAACCCCCCUCCCCUCGUUCCAUUCCCCUCCUCGCUCGAUUCGGCAGCGCCUCCUCCUCUGUUCUGAAUCCUCUGUUCGAUCCCUAACCCUAACCCUAAGGCGACUGCGCCGUUGCCCGCGGCCUCUCCCUUCACCAACGGCGCCGUUGCCCGCGUCCUCUCCCUUCACCGACGGCGCCAUCUCGUCCGAGUCUGAGCUGGAGGAGCACGUGUACAUCAGGGAGGAAGCAGGGCCAGCACGCCGUGGGGAGGCAGCAAGGCCAGCACGCCGUCGGUCCGUCCUUCCCUGGUUCCUCACCGAGCGCCACGAAGAGGAAGAGAUAAUGGUGAAGGAGAAGGGGAAUGAGAAGGGAAAGGGUGCUGGUAAGGAGAAUGCGAAGGCGAAGGCAAAGGACAAAAGCGUGAAUUACCUAAUUAGGCAAGAUUCGGCGUUGCCUCCGCCGGUUCCGAGGAAGAAGAGGAAGCCUAAGGUGCAGAUUAGGAAGGCGAAAGACUUUCCCAAUGCCCCAACGGGAGAGUUGAUUUGUAGGUUAAAAAAAACCCUCCACCUCCGAGGCGUCUCCCUGACCGCACCAGUGCCGGCGUGCGUGCCGUGGAAGCCGCUGCCUCUACUAUUGUGGUAGAUGACGAGGAGAAGGAGGAUGAGGACGAGGAGGAGGAUGAGGACAAGGACGUGGACAUGGAUGAGGACAAGGACAAGAACAAGGACGAUGAGGAAUAUGAGGAGCAAAAUCUGUUUAUAGUCCCGCCACAACCGAGUGUUGAUAUGUCGGAUGAUGAUACAUCAGAAGGGCAUAAGGAAUCAGCUGAUGAACUAGAAGGUGACACUAUGUUCGAGGAAUCACUUGUGCAUGUUGUAUCUAGUGAGGAGGAGGCAAGAGAAAGGAAAAAGAACAAGAGGCCAAGAGCCAAUGCUCCUGUUAGGAUGUCAUCGGAUGUUUGGGCCCAUUUUCACAAGGUCAAAGAGCCAUCGACGGAGCAUCCGGGAGAGAUUGUGUUGAAGGCUGUUUGUAAUUAUUGUCCCAAAAAGAGGUAUGUAUAUACGCAAGGUGGCAGCACCUCAACUAUGUCCGAGGAAUCACUAGUGCAUGUUAUAUCAAGGGUGCUCAU
Molecule: messenger RNA, 1279 nt
Organism: Triticum aestivum (bread wheat)
Lineage: Eukaryota; Viridiplantae; Streptophyta; Magnoliopsida; Poales; Poaceae
Exons: 4
Coding region: 1-792 (263 amino acids)
Source: RefSeq, a predicted model, not a curated record